CAACCCCAACUUGUGCCAGACCCCAGGCCAGCAAGAAAAUGCUUCUCUUUAUUUAUAUAUAUAUUUUUUCCUUUCUGGACAAUUUGGUGUUUCUGAACGCUAGGGGCUCCCGGAUUCUCUGGUUUGAGAGUAACUUUUCCUUUUAGGAUUUUUUUUUUUUUUUUUUUGGAAAGGGGGUGGGGAAAUGUGGCCUCAAUUAUCCUACGUCUUAGGCAGCUUAAGAAAGGGGCUGUGCUUUCGGAAUCCCAUCCGGAGCCAAGUAAGGAGGGCCCUCGCCCUCCCUCCCUCUCGCUCGCUCUCUCUUUUUAAAGGAUCUCGUGUAAUAAAAGUGCAGAAAACAAACCCGGGCGAUCACAGCAGCAGCCGCCGCGGCAGCAGCAGCAACAGCAGCAGGAGGAGGAGGCGGCGGCGGCGAAGUUGGAGUCGGGGCAGCGCUCCGCAGUCGCUGGAGCUCCAUUCAUUAAGUAGCCAGCCGCGGAGGAAGGCGGCCGGGCGCCCGCUCUCUCGCUCCCGCACACAGGCGCGCGCCAGCCCGGCGCGUCCCGAGCCGCGCCGCUCUGCAAAAGUUUCUGCUCGGGGUUUGGCUCUCUUCCCCGCGGACUUUCGAGCGAGUUGGGGUUGAGAGAGAGAGGAGAGCAGCGGCGCGCAGGGGGAAGCAGAAAACACCGUCUGCAGUCGGAAGCAGGCAGCCGGGGCUGCACUCUCGCCGCGCCGCCCCGAGCCCGGAGCCGGGGGCCGACCCGCCGCUCUCCGGAGUAGCCUCGGCCGCGAGGCGACCCGGGCGUCUGGGUGUGUGGCUGCUGUCGCCGGGCGUCUUCGGGAGCGCGGGAGGCUCGCGCCGCGGCCAGCGCCAUGCAAAACUACAAGUACGACAAGGCGAUCGUCCCGGAGAGCAAGAACGGCGGCAGCUCGGCGCUCAACAACAACCCGAGGAAGAGCGGCAGCAAGCGGGUGCUGCUCAUCUGCCUCGACCUCUUCUGCCUCUUCAUGGCGAGCCUACCCUUCCUCAUCAUCGAGACGAGCACCAUCAAGCCUUACCACCGAGGGUUUUACUGCAACGAUGAGAGCAUCAAGUACCCACUGAAAACUGGCGAGACAAUAAAUGACGCUGUGCUCUGCGCCGUGGGGAUCGUCAUCGCCAUCCUCGCGAUCAUCACGGGGGAAUUCUACCGCAUCUAUUACCUGAAGGAGAAGUCCCGGUCAACGAUCCAGAAUCCCUACGUGGCGGCUCUCUAUAAGCAGGUGGGCUGCUUCCUCUUCGGCUGCGCCAUCAGCCAGUCUUUCACGGACAUUGCCAAAGUGUCCAUAGGGCGCCUGCGUCCUCACUUCUUGAGCGUCUGCAACCCCGAUUUCAGCCAGAUCAACUGCUCCGAGGGCUACAUUCAGAACUACAGGUGCAGAGGCGAUGACAGCAAAGUCCAGGAAGCCAGGAAGUCCUUCUUCUCUGGCCAUGCCUCCUUCUCCAUGUACACUAUGCUGUAUUUGGUGCUAUACCUGCAAGCCCGCUUUACCUGGCGAGGUGCCCGCCUGUUGCGGCCCCUCCUGCAAUUCACCUUGAUCAUGAUGGCCUUCUACACGGGACUGUCCCGCGUGUCAGACCACAAGCACCAUCCCAGCGAUGUACUGGCAGGAUUUGCCCAAGGAGCCCUGGUGGCCUGCUGCAUAGUGUUCUUCGUGUCCGACCUCUUCAAGACUAAGACGAGCCUCUCUCUUCCUCCUCCUACUAUCAGAAAGGAGAUCCUCUCACCUGUGGACAUUAUUGACAGGAACAAUCACCACAACAUGGUGUAGGUGCUGCCCACCUCCUGAGCUGUUUUAGUAAAAUGACUGCUGACAGCAAGUUCUUGCUGCUCUCCAAUCUCAUCAGACAGUAGAAUGUAGGGAAAAACUUUUGCCCGACUGAUUUUUUUUUUUUAAAAGGAAAAAAAUUAAGUUUUUACUUUGUGGCCUUCCAAAAUAGGUAGUGUUCACCUAUGCGGAAACAACAGCAAACUAACACCAAGUGCCAGAGUCCUGGAUGUGCAAUUAGUUUAAGUGUUCAUGUUCUAGUGAACACAGGCUUGUUCAGGAACAAACACUAAAAUGAUUCGAGUAGAGGCUGCUGGUCACCUCUUGUGACCCGAGGAAUCCCAGGCCUGUGAGAAAAGCGCAAAUUCACAUUGUAGCACACGAAGCCAGAAAUAGCACUGAGCUGAGAAAAUAGCCGUGGAGGGGUGCCCGUCCUGCGUCCCUCUGUCCAUCCCUUUCUAUUCUCUCCUGUGACUUUGGUUCAGGAAGUCUUGUUUUUUUAAAUAUAAGGAAAGAGCAAGUUUGCUCAGUCACGCGAUCAGAUCCCAAAUCCAGAUGCCCAGUGCUAAGGCCUCAUCACUUCCCCAGCCCAUAGGCCAGCAGCCGCGGUCCCUCACUUUAGUGAUUAGGAGACUCUUUGUGGAUGAGCGAACUUCACAAAUAGCACAACUUCCGGAGCAAUCGGGGGCACGCGCCCUCACGUGUCUUCUUUGGACGCAUCAUCCCGUGACGUUGAGACGCCCGUUGCGGGAUGCUGCUGUGUGCACAUCAGUCACCAGGCACUUGCACGCUCUUAGAGAGGGUUAGACUUUCUCCCUUGACAUCCUUGCCGGGUGCCUACCGGGAUUGCCUGUGAGGGUCCGAGGAUGAGCAAAGGCGCACGGUCUGCCACUGGCUGAUGGAAGGCAGCCUUCUGUACAACAGAUGGGGGAGGGGAGGGGGCAGAGUGAAAAAGGAACCAACCUUUUGGCUGCUCCAAGUCAGAAGGGGCCAAGAGUAGCAGCGGUCUCAUGCUCGAGAGGCUGCCCUUCAAGAUCGCAGAGCUGAGGGUCUUUGUGGGAGUCGCUCUUGCUAAGCUGUGUAAAGCACUAUCGUCUUGGGGUUGACCCCUAGGGCAGUUCUUGGUAGGUUCUGCUGGGCAGAACACAGGGGUUCAAUCUCCGUAGAGAGUUUUUCUCAUCCUCUAUCCGUGUCUUUCAAGCAAGGUCUCCCUGUAGGCGGUAGAUAGGAAUCCCUUCUACUGAACCUUUGAGGAAGGGAGGAAGGAAGAAAUGCUUUUAGGUCUUGGAUGCAAACCUUUCAAAGGGCUACACGUAACCAUAUGGAUCAACCACAUGCACAUCCUUACUACCGAAUCCGUCCUUUCAUUUCAACUUAUAGCAAGCUAUGAUUUUUAUAUAUAAAUAUUAUAUAAAUAAUGUAUAAAACAUUAAAAGUUAACUAUGUAAAAUAUUAUUUCUGAAACAAUUUUAGCUAUAUCCACUAUGAUUAUAAACUGUGUUUCGACCUGUGUUAUUUACAUUAGCUGCUUAAAAAAGCAUUGAGUUCAUUUUUUUUUUUAAUAUCAACUAAAAUGUAGUUCUGUGGUAGACAUUUGUUUUGUAAUGAAAGAAAUAACUGCAACUAGAGAAAACUGUAUAAAAACAUUAAAUUGUCAGUAUUUUUGUAAGGUUCCAUUUUGUAAAGAGAAUAAUAUUCAAAGACUUUUGUAGCAUACGAAGUGAAAACUUGUAUCUGCAAAACUAUACUUGUAUUAAAUGUGCUUUUUAAAUAAAAGCUCAUAACACAACUAA
Microcebus murinus (gray mouse lemur) is the source of this 3581-nucleotide messenger RNA. RefSeq names its product phospholipid phosphatase 3 (gene PLPP3). Gene Ontology annotation, cellular component: plasma membrane. Lineage: Eukaryota; Metazoa; Chordata; Mammalia; Primates; Cheirogaleidae. Gene Ontology annotation, biological process: cell-cell adhesion; phospholipid metabolic process; phospholipid dephosphorylation. The record is from RefSeq and is a predicted model, not a curated record. Gene Ontology annotation, molecular function: phosphatidate phosphatase activity; sphingosine-1-phosphate phosphatase activity.